CAAGUUCCAUGCAACACUGAGCGAUGCAUGGGCUCAUUGUCACAACAGGCCCAUGGGCCCCCUGAUGCCCCUAGAUCAAAGGAGGAACUUCUAAUCCAUGCCAAAGAUUUCAUUAACCAAUAUUUCACCUCAUUUCAAAUGUGAGUAUAUGAAUAAAAUUAUUUUCAAACAUUGAAUAAAUCAUAACGUUAUCGACUUGCUUGUAGCUUUAAUAUAAAACUAUAGAUAAACGGUAUACUUUAAAAGCUAUACUAGUGUAGUUUAAAUGCUAUACUAGUGUACUUUAAAUGUUAUACAGUGUACUUUAAAUGCUAUACUAGUGUAAUUUAAAUACUAUAAGUGUACUUUAAAUGCUAUAACAGUGUACUUUAAUGCUAUAAGUGUACUUUAAUGCUAUAAGUGUACUUUAAAGGCUAUAACAGUGUACUUUAAGGCUAUAACAGUGUACUUUAAUGCUAUAACAGUGUACUUUAAUGCUAUAACAGUGUACUUUAAUGAUAUGACAGUGUACUUUAAUGCUAUAACAGUGUACUUUAAGGCAAUAACAGUGUACUUUAAGGCUAUUACAGUGUACUUUAAGGCUAUAACAGUGUACUUUAAGGCUAUAACAGUGUACUUUAAGGCUAUAACAGUGUACUUUAAUGCUAUAAGUGUACUUUAAGGCUAUAACAGUGUACUUUAAGGCUAUAACAGUGUACUUUAAGGCUAUAACAGUGUACUUUAAGGCUAUAACAGUGUACUUUAAUGCUAUAACAGUGUACUUUAAUGCUAUAAUUGUACUUUAAGGCUAUAACAGUGUACUUUAAGGCUAUAACAGUGUACUUUAAGGCUAUAACAGUGUACUUUAAGGCUAUAACAUUGUACUUUAAGGCUAUAACAGUGUACUUUAAGGCUAUAACAGUGUACUUUAAGGCUAUAACAGUGUACUUUAAGGCUAUAACAGUGUACUUUAAGGCUAUAACAGUGUACUUAAAUGUUAUAACAGUGUACUUGAAAUACUAUGACAGUUUACUUGAAAUAAUAUAGUACUUUAAAUGCUAUAAUAGUGUUCAUUAAUAAUAAAUGUCGCACCCUCAGGGUCUAUAGAGACCAAACAAAAAAGUGUUUGUAAAGCAAAAAGUUUAAUGUUCUCCAUAAUAAACGUACAAUCUAAAAAUUAUAAAUGAAUGUUAUUUAGAUGGUUCUUUUUUAAUAAGAACAGGAUAUUCUAAAAUCUCGUGUUCGUUAGUCUGAUGUCGAAGAUAGCAAGGUCAUAGGUCUGCGAGUAUGAGUCCUGUGAAUCCCAUUAUGAAUGGUCUUGUAAAUGGUUGUGGUUAAGGUUAAUUUUCACACGAGUUUUAUUUCAGCUUUUAAGGGUAUUCUACACUAACUUCGCUAAAUUAAUAUCCCCCAUAUAUAAAUAGUACUUAGUUCCACAUAAUGGUCUACUAAAUUUCCCUUUAUUAGUAACUUCAUUAUAUUAUACCACCUUUCCUAAAAAAUCACUAGCUUACCUUUGUUACUAUGUAAUUAUAUUUUUAAUUACCCUACAUCAUUGUAAGCUAAAUUGACAAUCAUAUUCAUCAACAGUCUCACAUUAAUUUUCUAGAAUUUCAAUGAACCAAUUUAAUUUAAGUAGUUGAGCUCUUAUUGAUUGGAAUAGUAUUCCUUUAAAACAAUUGAAUUUAUCAAUGGAGUCUGUUUAUAAAAUUCAAGCUUUGUUUAUUUUUUCCACAGGAACAAAACACGGGCACAUUUCCAUAGACUUGGUGAGAUAAACGACUUGAUUGAAAAAUCCGGAACCUACGACCUGACAAUGGCUGAACUGACCUUUGGGGCGAAACAGGCUUGGAGGAAUGCCCCUGGAUGCAUUGGCAGAAGUCAGUGGUCAAAACUUCAGGUAAGCAUACUAAUAUGUUACAUUGGGAAAUGGCGUUGGUGGGCCGUUGAGUGUGAGCUCAUAUUGCCCCCCCUCCCGGAACACCCACACACGGGCUGACGCCGGGGCUCCCCACCGCCAGGUUUUUGGGUGACAAGCCGGUAACCUCUCCCCUGGCCUGGGGGAUGUCAUGUCAAGCGAAAAUGCUGCGUUUAAAUCGUUCGCAGUCGACUCUCCCGGAGGUGACCACAUGGGAUUUGCCUCUACGUGGCGUACCAGACUAGGAGGGGGGUACUGUUACCCUGAAGGCAAAAAAACCACAGCUCAUUGCAUGACUUACAGGUAAGCAUACAAAGGGAGGGAAUUGUUUCGGAUAUUUGAAAACAGGGAUUCUCAUUUCCUGGGGUUUCAUUUACCCUGGGAAAAAUGGAUAAAUUGACCGUCUUUUAAUGAAUGAGAAAAAGUUUGUUGAAAGGUUGUUAAAAGUAGCUUUAUUAAAAACCUAGAUGUUAAUGUGUAAACAAUUAGUUUUGAUUGUUGAAUUAUGUGUGUAGCUACCUCCAUGCCUAGAGUGACAAAUUGUGACAUACUGGUUUGAUGCAAUGUAUACAAAACAAAUAAAUAUAUAUAUAUAUAUAUAUAUAUAUAUAUCCUAAAAAGUUACUUCCCUGGAUUGGAGGAUUUCUCGUAAAAUAUUUUACAUUUUAAAAAUUUGUUCAGGAUAGCAGUAUCUUGGGAUACCGCAAGAUUAAUUCUUCAUGGAUUCAUGUGGGAAUUGUUCUUUUUCUCAGAGAGUUGAAGUAAAAUUUGCCUGACAUCUAUGAGACUGUUAAUAUAAACAUAAAUGUCCAUCAAAGCUGAAUUGUUUCUCUCCAUAGGUGUUUGAUGCCAGGGAGAUAGGGACACCCAGAGAAAUGUUUGAAGCUCUUUGCAGUCACAUCAGAUAUGCGACAAACGAGGGAAAAAUAAGGUAUGUGACCGUAGGAAUUGUGUACCGUAACUACUACAAUGAUCACAUUGGGAAUUAGUAACUAAAAAAAUAUUUUAUGGUUUGAAAGUGUGGCUAGAUUGUUUGAAAGUGUGGCUAGAUUGUUUGAAAGUGUGGCUAGAUUGUUUGAAAGUGUGGCUAGAUUGUUUGAAAGUGUGGCUAGAUUGUUUGAAAGUGUGGCUAGAUUGCUUGAAAAUUUGACACAGCAUCGAAGUAACUCUAUUUAUUAGAAUCCCAAUUAGUGCCCCUUCCGCCCCACUAGCAAUCGCUUUUUUCCCUAGUUCCCUGAACUAUAUUAAUAUUCUCAUGUCCCACCCGGUUUUACACUGCAGAUUUUUUACACCGCAGAUUUUUUACACCAACCAUGUCCAUGAAACAAAAUAACAUUAUGCACCAAUCGCACUUGUGAUAUUUUGAAGAAUCUUAUUUAGAGCAUUUAUCAGGAAUUUUAUAGUUAGUGGCAUCUGAUAGCGUUAAAGAUGAUUUCGGGGGGGGGGGCGGGGGGGGGGGGCGGUUGAAAAUUUGAAAGAAAGUUAUUGGCAACUGGGGGGGGGGGGGGGGGGGGGGGGGGGGGGGAGCGGUUGAAAAUUUGAAAGAAAGUUAUUGGCAACGAGUCUGUGCCAAGCUUCAGUGAGAUAGUUUGAUGAGAAGUGGGUCAAUUAGCUGGCCAAAGAUUUUGCCACACACCAAGAAAUAAACAUACGAACAAAAGCAAAGUUAUGAUAAAGGAUUAUAAAAUGUCCCAAAUAAUUAAUGGCACUAGGAUUAUUCCAGCUCCGUUCUGUUCAAUAAACUGCUUAACCUAUUCAAUUUGAAACUUCACUCUGUCACAACUUUCAUUUGAAUGCUGUUGUCUCUGUCAAGGUCAACAAUAACUAUAUUUCCACAACGCAAGGAAGGGCGACCAGAUUUCCGUGUAUGGAAUACACAAUUGAUAAGCUAUGCUGGCUAUAAGUUGGGUGACGGGAAGGUCAUUGGUGACCCAGCCAAUGUUGAAUUUACAGAGGUAAAAUUUGGGCAAGUUGUUGUUACUUAGUUAAUGUUGUAACAAGACAUACAUUGGUAUUGUAACAAGAUAUACAUUGGUAUUGUAACAAGAUAUACAUUGGUAUUGUAACAAGACAUACAUUGGUAUUGUAACAAGAUAUACAUUGGUAUUGUAACAAGACAUACAUUGGUAUUGUCAGACAUACAUUUGUAACACGUCUGAUUUUGAGCACACUGAUUAAGGAUCGGAAUCUUUUUUAAAAAAAAAUUGUGUGUGUGUGUGAUCAAAACGGACGUAAAAGAAACACUAUAUAAGAAACAUUAUUUGUAUCCUUUAAAAAAACUAAAUUCUCUCUCUAAAAAUAAUGUAGUUGUGUGUUGAAAUGGGCUGGAAACCAAAGCACGGCAUGUUUGACCUUCUUCCACUGGUUCUGUCUGCUGCUGAAAAUAGCCCUGAAUAUUUCGAACUCCCCACUGAGCUGGUGCUAGAGGUGACCUUAAGGCAUCCCGAGUAAGUCUUAUUCAAAUCUUGAUUCGUGAUGCAUUGACCAGUCAGUCGUCUACAACAUCUUUUGCUUCUUUCAAGUAGGUUUAAAUGUAGUUUUUCCCAUUCCUUACAUGAGAGUUUGACAAGUGACUACAUACAUUAAAACAACCUGUUUUCCCUAAUAUUUGAGAAUUAUUUUAUUUCAAGAUUUCAUAUUUUAAUAAGAAAAGCAAGUUUGAAAUAUUAUUUGAAGAUAAGAGUCAAAUGAUUGGUAACAGGACUAUUUCUUAGAUUUUGUUUACACUGUCUACCAUCCAGGUAUCCCUGGUUUGCUGAAAUGGGGCUGAAGUGGUAUGCCCUCCCCACAGAUUCAGGAAUGCUCUUGGAUUGUGGAGGCCUGGAGUUCCCUUCAUGUCCUUUUAAUGGCUGGUUUAUGGGGACAAUGAUUGGUUCCAGGAACCUUUGUGAUCCUCACCGCUACAACAUGCUGGAGGUAAGCUGAUGAAAUGCUGCAAUUAUCCUAAAGACCUGUACAAUCCAGGUGCCACCAUAAAAAGAAAAAGGUUAUAACUUGUAAGUUUUCCAAAUUCUCCAGUCAGGCCCCCACAUAAAGCCACCAGAUAGGCCCCCACAUAAAGCCCCCAGAUAGGUCCCCACAUAAAGCCACCAGAUAGGUCCCCACAUAAAGCCACCAGAUAGACCCCCACAUAAAGCCUCCAGUCAGGCCCCCACAUAAAGCCUCCAGUCAGGCCCCCACAUAAAGCCUCCAGUCAGGCCCCCACUUAAAGCCUCCAGUCAGGCCCCUAAAGCCUCCAGUUAGGCCCCUAAAAUAUCAAGUCAGGCCUGUCUGUUGAACCAAGUACUAUUUUUAUGUCCCCAAUUACGUUAAAGAUCAGUGACUUGUUCUGAUGAAUAUUAAAUUUCGAAUUGAAGUUUUUUGAAAAUCACAAUAGAGACACAUCCAAUGAAACACGUUUCCCUCAUUAUAGUGCGUUAAAUGAAACACGUUUCCAUCAUUAUAGUGCGUUGUUAUAUUCAAACCUGGGCCUUGUGUAAGUGUGCUUCUGUGUAAGUUUGUUUAGGAAUCACUUUAUUUACCAUCAGAUGCAUUAAAAACAUUGGAAAGUUAGUUACACAUUGUCACACCUGUUUAUAAAAUAUUUAUUAAAAAAUUGUAGAUAAAUAGCAACCAAAUUACAGGGAUCCCCCUUAUGAAAUGUUAACAAAAUUCUUGGUUUAUGACUAUAAUUGUUUCGAAAUUUGUGAAUAGAUCAGUCAUAGAGGAAUACACAUAGUGGCCUUAAAGCGAGUGAAUUUUUUUGGACCCUCCCCAAUUGUUAGUAAUUAUACUACAAAAAAUUUGUGGAUGUGGUAUCGUCGGGAGGGGGUUAAGAUAAAAUUUUAUGAGUAAAAUGUUUAAAUUUAUUUUUUUUCAUUUUAUAAUUAUGUGGGGGGAGGGGCCGAGAAGUAGGGAUGUCUUAUGGCCUUGGCGGCAGUGGACAAAAGUUUGAGAACAACUGGUCUAGAGGCAGGAACAUAUAAUUUAAUAAAUUAUUAACUUUAAUCUACUUCUGCAAUCGCAUCACAAAUAAACUUAAUUUCUUUUCGUCACCUAGAAAGUAGGCCUAUAGAAUAUCUAUUUUUUAAAACUUAGCCAAUUGGCUUAAAAAUAGGGCUCAACACCGAAACUGCUGCAUCCCUGUGGAAGGACCGUGUUUUGAUUGAAGUAAAUGUGGCUGUACUUUACAGUUUUGAGGUAGUAGGCUACUAUAUUACUUUUUAAAGAUUUUUUUUACUGAACUGUUAACAUUGUUUUACUUAACAUUUAUUAAAUACAGCAUAAACCAACUAAUGAAGAAAGUUAGGAACAUAAAACAAACUAAACAUCCUUUACUGGAAGAACUAUUGGAAGAAAGAUGUUACUGUAAAAUUAGACACAUUUUGGAUGAUAUAUCUCACCCUCUUCAUCACAGAUACUUAAUAUAGGCCGUUUGGGACGAAUUCUUUCCGUCAGGGCGACGACUGAAAGAUAUAAAAAUUCUUUUGUUCCCCAAUCUGUACGAAUUUACCAGCGUGCUCACCCUGAAGUCACAAAUCUUAAUGUAAAUGAAGUAGUCCCUGAUAUGGCUACUGACUGGCUGCUGGUGAAAAAAUAUUACAAAUUUCUUGUUCAAAUUUUUAUAUGUGCUGAAAAUGCACAAUGCAAUCAUAAAACAUUUCCAUUUGUUUGGAUCAAUGAAAGAAUCUUAUCUUAACAUUUGACAUUGUUUUACUUAAGUACUCACGAUUGUCAAUUAUGUUCAUACUUUGAUUUUAAAAUGUCAAGUAAUGUUUACAUUUAUUUAAAUAAAAAAUUCAAUGAUAAACAAGACAAUUUAAUAUAAGUGUCAUUGAAAAAUUAUGUGAAAAUUAUAUGCUCAUAUCUUUCUGGCUUUAAUAUUGAGCUCACAUUUUGAAUUUUUAAAAUGUUUAUUAGUCGGCCAAUGUUACCAUCGUCAAUCACCAUGACGCCAGCACUGAUUUUAUAUCUCACAUGGAUAAGGAGAUAAAAUUAAGAGGAGGCUGUCCUAGUGAUUGGGUGCGCAUGGUGCCACCGAUGAGUGGGUCGACUCUUGAAGUUUUUCAUCAAGAAAUGUUGCUUUAUAAUUUACACCCAGCCUUCGUACGCCAGGUUUGUAAUGCUUUAGAUUUUAAACUAGCAUUUAAUGUUACAAUUUUCAUGCAUAAGAUAUUCUUAGUAAUAAAUUUUAAGACAUUUUCAGUUUUCUAUGCUUGAAAUUUUUUUUCCAUGUGUACAGUAAAUUAUUUUUUAACGAAAAUCAGUCUGUGAAUACUAUCAUUCUGUGAUUACUAUUAGUCAAUGUAGACUAUCUGUCUGUGUAGACUAUCUGUCUGUGUAGACUAUCUGUCUGUGUAGACUAUCUGUCUGUGUUGACUAUCAGUCUGUGUUGACUAUCAGUCUGUGUUGACUGUCAGUCUGUGUAGACUGUCAGUCUGUGUAGACUGUCAGCCUGUGUAGACUGUCAGCCUGUGUAGACUGUCAGCCUGUGUAGACUGUCAGCCUGUGUAGACUGUCAGCCUGUGUAGACUGUCUGUCUGUGUAGACUGUCUGUCUGUGUAGACUGUCUGUCUGUGUAGACUGUCUGUCUGUGUAGACUGUCUGUCUGUGUAGACUGUCUGCCUGUGUAGACUGUCUGCCUGUGUAGACUGUCUGCCUGUGUAGACUGUCUGCCUGUGUAGACUGUCUGCCUGUGUAGACUGUCUGCCUGUGUAGACUGUCAGCCUGUGUAGACUGUCAGCCUGUGUAGACUGUCAGCCUGUGUAGACUGUCAGCCUGUGUAGACUGUCAGCCUGUGUAGACUGUCAGCCUGUGUAGACUGUCAGCCUGUGUAGACUGUCAGUCUUGUUUCAAUAGACCAAAUAUAAUAAAACAUUAGCAGCUAAAUGUAAAACUUUUUCCCUUAAUAGUUUGCCUGUUUGGAAUAUUUUCUAUGACGAACAUAACCGAUUUUUUAUUUUUUAAUUUUCAUGUAAAAAGGACGUAAAGCCAUGGAAGAAGCAUGUGUGGAAAAGCGAUCAGAGUGUACCUAUCAAUUCAUGCAACCCUAAGAGGAAAUUAGGUUUUAAAGCAUUAGCCAGGUAUUGGAAAAAAGUGGUCUAUUGAAAGGAAUUUAAAACUUUUUAAAAUUUUAAUUUUUUUACAAGCUGUCAAAAUGUGCUUGUUCCCCAAUAAAAAAAUAUUAAGUUAUUUAGAUAAACACCUUGUACAAACAAAAAUAUAAAUUCAAGUCUGUAAGGAAACAAAUAUUAGAGAAACAUUUAGAAGCCAAUGUAUGCAAGGAUUUUUCAAAUUUCACAGAACAAUUAGAUUAAUUAGAAUGAACAUUUUAACUACUACCGAUAUUGCUGUAUUGCAGAGCUGUGGAGUUCUCGGCAUCCUUGAUGUCAAAGGCUUUGUCAAGCCGUGUCAAGUGUUCCAUCUUUUAUGCCACAGAGACUGGCAGAUCUGAACGCUUUGCACGCAGAUUGUCUGAGAUUUUCAAACCAGUCUUUCACUCACGGGUAAUUCAAAUGUUUUACUAGAUUAAAAUCUGCUAAUAUAAUAUAUUGCUAAAAAUUCAUGUGAAUAUGAAGCUUUAGUUGCAUUCUAUUUCCUCCGAUGUAUUUACAGUUGGAAUAUGAAAUUAACAAAUUUUUUUUUUACAAGAUAAACAAUUUUCUAUAUAAAAUAAAUAACCAAAUUUAUUCUCAAGUCCCAACUAGUUCUUUGUGUCCACUCAGCAAAUGCUGAUAAAUAGAAUGUCUAACAUUGGAAUAAUUAUUGACAAUUUGGGGGCAAUGACAGUGACAUAUUUCUAGGUUAAAAUGAGAUUGUUAUAAAGAUGAAGAUGUCAACAGUUAUCAGGUGCUAAACUGGACCAAACUCUUUGGAGACGUGUUAAGCAUACUUGACAUGCUUUCUGUAACAGUUUUUUUUUCACCCACUCCUAAAGAGUUAUUUACAUUUUUAUCACCUAUACCCAUUCUAGCAGUAACAAUCAAUUAUUCUUGUUGUUUUGGAGUCAAAGGAUUGUAAAAUUUAAUAAGUAAUGAAAUCAGAAUUAUGAUUUAUGAGAGGUUAAAUUAUGCAUCGAAGAUUAAGAAAUUUUAUGACUAAAUGUAAGGAAUAAAUCUCCUAAAGUUGCGGACGCCAUCAGCCGAAUUUUAAGAGUGUUACACAAUUCAACACUUGAUUAUUUAACCAGGUGGUAUGCAUGGAUGAUUAUGCUGUGGAGACAUUGGAGCAUGAGUCCUUGGUCAUGGUAAUCACUAGUACCUUCGGUAAUGGGGAGCCGCCAGAAAAUGGAAAAGUAAAUAUAAACAAUAUUCCCUUGUGCGUUAUAAUGUAUCAUUUAUCUAAUCCUUUAUGACUCCUCUUUGAAAAAAUUGUUUUUAUAAAAUUUAAAACAUUGUCUAUUUUUUCACAUGAAUGAUAAAAAAAUAUUUUAAAAUUUCAUUUCAAGUAAACAUUUAUAUUCUAAUAUCGAAGUGGCUAUAGGUACCUUCUAAUAUAUACAUUUUUUUUUCAUAUAUGUUUGAAAUGUUUUUUUUUAAAAUACACUUUUUAUCUUUUAAAAUAUUAUAAAAAUGUUUCACUAUCAGACAUCGCCUCAUUAUCUCCUCAAAUUUGUGUCUUUUAGCAAUUUGCCCAAAGUUUGUUGGAUAUGAAAAGGAAAUACGACUGUGACCUCGGGUGAGUAAAACUUAACAUGGGGAUUUUAUAGCCCACUAAUUACAUCAAUGUUUUACUUAUUAAUCAAAACUUUUUCAUUUACUGUUGUCAACAAAUAAAACAUAAGAAUGUUAUAGGAAGGGUCAUGGACAAAAAAAUACAUAAAUUAAAAUAAAAAAUUGAAUACAAAAUAUUUUUUGUUGCUUUACAGAUUUUUGGAAUCAUGUUCUUCCAUCUCAACAUGCAUUAAGAGUAGCAUUUUGACUGAAGGUCCGUUGGCUGCUGAUGUAAUAGGGGACAGACAGUCCUUAGCAAUGGGAACAGGACCACUUUGUAAUGUCAGGUCAUUCAUUUAAAUUAUUCAUAAAAUUGUAAGAUGUUAAAUAACAUUGUUAGGUUUAAACGGAUUCAAACUAAUUUGUUGUGUUAUUUCAACCAACCUGAUUUUAAAAGUUUAAUGUUAAAAAGUUUGGGUGUGAAACAGAAAAAAAUAAAAGGCAUUUCAACAGUAAACAUUUGCCAGAUGUGAAAUGGUAAAAAAAAACAUAAAAACCCAAACAUAUUUAUUUGGGAUAAUUUGUUUUUAAUCCAAUGAUUAAACAGGUUUGCAGUAUUUGGCCUUGGCUCCAAAGCUUACCCUUACUAUGCUGCAUAUGGCAAGUAUAUAUAUCUCAUGUUGCAAGAACUUGGAGCAGAAAGAUUGGUUAAUUAUUGCGCAGGGGAUGCCUUAUAUGGCCAAGAACAAAGUUUCAGGGCCUGGUCAGAGGAAGUAUUCAAAGUAAGCUUAUUUGUUUUGUCUAAUUGAUAUAAGAGAUACAAGAAUUAGGUAAUAAAGUCUUUACAAUAUUUUCAUGUUUAUAGUUUUCAAAUUAAUUUUAAUGUCAAGUACCAAGAAAAUAAUAUUUAAUAUCAAAUACCAUGUAAAUAAUUAAUGUCAAAUGGCUCCCACAUAUCUCAUUUUCACAAUGCCUUGUCCAUAUUUUAUAUGUAAAAUACCUUGUAAUAUUUAAUAUUUCAAAUACAAUGUACAUAUUUCAUUUGUACAAAACCUUUACAUAAUUAUGUCAAAUAGUUUAUACAUAUUUAAUAUCAUAUCUUGUACUUAUUUAAUGUCAAAUGUGUGCAUAUUUCAUUUGUACAAUACAAUUUAACUAAACCUUUUGGAAAUGUACAAGUCUUUUUAUAUAACCUUUAAAGAUUUUGCUUCAACAUAUUCUUUUUUGGCCACAGGCUUCAUGUGAAGCUUUCUGCCUAGAUAAUAGAAAUGAUGCUCCAGGACCCCAAACCAAGGGUGACUGUAGCAAAGUCAGGAUUGUGCCCGUAGAAAAUUGCAAAGAACCAGAUUUAUGUCAAGGUAUUCAUUUAUCUUGGCUUAUUUAAGAUAUAUUCCAAAUGGUGUGAGGAAAUUAAUUUCAUUUGUCCUUUCAAAAAUUCUGAGAAAUGCACAAACAAUUAUUGCUUAGUAAAUCAAAUAGUUAUUGUUAAAUCAUUUUUAACAUUUAAGUUUCAAUAACUCUGUGACAUCAAUUAAAUUAAGGAUUACAAAAUGUCAAUUUAAAAAAAAAAAUUUGAUGCUCGUUUCAUUUUAAUUUCAGUCUUGCGCAACAUUCAUGGGAAGGAAGUAAUGCCCUUAAUUUUGGCUGAAAGAAUACAGCUUCAGGCCAAAGAUUCUGAGUAAAGAAAUUAUCUAUUUUUAACAUUUAAAAAUUGACAGAUUGAAUUCAUCAAUGAAUCAUUUUAUUUUAUCUGUAUAGCCAAUAUUAGGUAGAACCAUCAAAUCUAUCUGUAUAGCCAAUAUUAGGUAGAACCAUAUCAAAUCUAUUUGUAUAGAGAAUAUUAGGUAGAACCCUAUCAAAGCUAUUGGGAUAGCCAAUAUUAGGUAUACCCCUAUCAAAGCUAUUGGGAUAGCCAAUAUUAGGUAGAACCCUAUCAAAGCUAUUGGGAUAGCCAAUAUUAGGUAGAACCCUAUCAAAUCAAUCUGUAUAGCCAAUAUUAGGUAGAACCAUUUCAAAUCUAUCUGUAUAGCCAAUAUUAGGUAGAACCAUUUCAAAUCUAUCUGUAUAGCCAAUAUUAGGUAGAACCAUUUCAAAUCUAUCUGUAUAGCCAAUAUUAGGUAGAACCCUAUCAAAUCAAUCUGUAUAGCCAAUAUUAGGUAGAACCAUUUCAAAUCUAUCUGUAUAGCCAAUAUUAGGUAGAACCCUAUCAAAUCAAUCUGUAUAGCCAAUAUUAGGUAGAACCAUUUCAAAUCUAUACUAUGUAGAACCCUGUCCAAGCUAUCUGUAUAGCCAAUACUAUGUAGAACCCUGUCCAAGCUAUUAGGUAGAACCCUAUCAAAGCUAUCGGUAUAUCCAAUAAUAGGUACCAGUACAGCUCUAUCAUAGCUUAAAGUUCUGAAUAGAUAUAUAUUUUAUAAAUGUAUUUCAGUCAGCAGACCAUUUUAAUAAAGCUGGACGCACACAAUGCCACUGACCUAAAGUAUGCCCCUGGAGAUCAUGUGGCUAUUUUCCCUGCCAACUCUCCAGAAAUUGUGGAUGCGAUUCUUGUUAGGUUGGACACAAGUAAAGGACCAUCUCCAGAUCAAGUUGUGAAAACAGAGAUUUCCACACAGCUUGGUGAAUGCAUUUUGUCAACUUUGUAGCUAAUCUGCACACAUCCUUCCUUGUACUCCCUUCUUGGCAUCAUUUUAUUAUUGAAAAUUAAUAUUUUUGUAGAAAUAGAAACAUUCCUUGAAACUUGAAGGAACAAGUCCCUUCAAUGUGGUAAAACACAAAAUAUAGCUACUCCCUCAUUCAUGUCAUAGCACAUUCAGCUUCCCAUAAUAUUCUUAUAACUUUUUUUUAAUCAUCCUAAUUUUAAAAAAAAAAUGUAAACUUAAAAUAAUUUUUUUUUUUAACUUUACUAAAGGAACCAAUGACACUUGGAGAAGUCACUUGCCAAUCUGUACUUCGCGUACAGCUUUCUCAUUUUUGUUGGAUGUAACCACGCCUCCCUCACAAGAGAUACUGCAGGUGUUGGCCACUCAAGCCUCAAGUGACAUGGAUAAACAUAAACUUGAACAAUUAGCUUCGGUGAGGUUCAAUAAAAAUUCAUUUUCCUUUUUUAAAAAAAUAUUAUAGGUGGGUGGGUGGUAAAAAAAUUUGGAAUGGGGUGGGGGUAGUUAAAAUUGUAAUUUAUUAAAAUGUCAUCUUAUUAGUACUCUAUACAGCUUGACAUGUAAAAUACUUAAAACCUUUUCUUGUUGCAUUCCAAAUUUUCAAAACAAUGUUAAAUGGAUAGAUAUGUGGUUUUUUACCUCUUUAAUUUCUUCUUUAGAAUUCAGAGGCUUAUGAAAAAUGGCGACUGGACCUGAGCCCCAAUAUCCUAGAAAUUUUGGAUGAGUUCCCGUCCCUCAAAAUUCCACCCUCACUUCUGCUGACCCAGCUGCCGUUGCUGCAACCUCGCUACUACAGCAUCAGUUCAUCCCAACAGAAAAACCCCAAUGAGGUUCAUGCCACCAUUGCUGUGGUCAGGUUUAAAACUCAAGGUAAAACAAAUCUGAUAAAAUGUUCUUUCUAAUCAAAAAUUUGUUAUGACCAUUAAAAUGUGUAAAUCUGUUAUAAUGUUUCAACAUAUUUUGAUAUUUAAUCAUUUUCGUAGAUGGUGAUGGGCCUGUCCAUGAAGGAGUGUGCUCGUCAUGGCUGAACAGAAGCCCCAUAGGAACUGUAGUGCCUUGUUUUUUGAGAUCGUAAGUAAUUUGAAUUAAACGAACAUUAUAUUUUAUUAAAAUUACAGAAACAUUUAAUAGAUGAAACGAAAAGUAAAAAUGUAGACUCCACUAAAAUGUCAUUUGGAUAACUUAUUAUUUUUUUUGAAUCAAUAAUAAUCUUCCUUGUACAGGUAUAUUCAGUAAGACCUAUUUGUUUUUGAUAUGUAACCUAUUGUUUCUGGUCCUAAGGGCACAAAACUAUGUAACCUAUUGUUUCUGGUCCUAAGGGCACAAAACUAUGUAACAUUUUGUUUCUGGUCCUAAGGGCACAAAACUAUGUAACCUAUUGUUUCUGGUCCUAAGGGCACCAGACUGAUAUGUAACCUAUUGUUUCUGGUCCUAAGGGCACCAGACUGAUAUGUAACCUAUUGUUUCUGGUCCUAAGGGCACCAGACUGAUAUGUAACCUAUUGUUUCUGGUCCUAAGGGCACCAGACUGAUAUGUAACCUAUUGUUUCUGGUCCUAAGGGCACCAGACUGAUAUGUAACCUAUUGUUUCUGGUCCUAAGGGCACCAGACUGAUAUGUAACCUAUUGUUUCUGGUCCUAAGGGCACCAGACUGAUAUGUAACCUAUUGUUUCUGGUCCUAAGGGCACCAGACUGAUAUGUAACCUAUUGUUUCUGGUCCUAAGGGCACCAGACUGAUAUGUAACCUAUUGUUUCUGGUCCUAAGGGCACCAAACUGAUAUGUAACCUAUUGUUUCUGGUCCUUAGGGCACCCCACUUUCACCUGCCAGAAGAUCCCUCCCUGCCUAUUAUAAUGAUAGGACCGGGGUCAGGAAUUGCACCGUUCAGAUCAUUUUGGCAGCAAAGAUUGGGAGAAAUUGAGAACACCAUGCCUUCCUGUGAGAACACCAUGCUUUCCUGUGAGACCACCAUACCUUCCUGUGAGAACAGCAUGCCUUCCUGUGAGAACACCAUGCCGUCUUGUGAGAACACCAUGCCGUCUUGUGAGAACACCAUACCUUCCUGUGAGAACACCAUACCUUCCUGUGAGAACACCAUGCCGUCUUGUGAGAACACCAUACCUUCCUGGGAGCGCACCAUGCAGCCUUGUCAGAUCACUUUGCCUUCUCGUAAGUUUAAAAAUUGUCUAUACUCAAUAUUCUUUUCCAUCUUCUGGUGAUAUUCAAUUUUUAAAAAAGUUAAAUUAAGAGAUUUAAAGUUGCACAUUAUUCUAUUUUUCACAAUAAAUUUAGCCUCCACAUUGUUUUUUUUAUAGAAUCUUUACAAUUCUGACAAAUUUCAUGAUAUUUAAACAAUUUAUUUCAAAUGGACAUGUUAAAUUUUGUCAAUGUUAAAGAGCAACAUUUUAACAGUAUGACUUAAUACAAAGAAUAUUACCAAAUAAACUGUUCUUUUCUUUAUUGCUUUUAUAGAAACCAAAAAACAUUUUGGAGAGAUGGUACUUUAUACUGGCUGCAGAACAGCUAAACACAUGAUUUAUGCAGCGGAACUUGAAGAGAUGAAACGAUUGGGAGUUCUUUCCAACUAUCAUGUGGCCCUGUCACGGGAAGCAGCUUUGCCUAAGGUAUCAUAAUUAUUCAUAAGUCUGUACAAAAUACUUAGCAAAUGAUUUUAAGUUAUCAUUUAAUUUUGACAUUAUGGCUCUUGAUAGAAAUUGUUUCAUUGAUUGCGCAUAGUUUUUUUUAUAGAUCAAUUAAUCUUUAACAUCUUCAUGUAUUAUAUUUUAUGCUAUAACCCCAGCAUCAUUUUUAUUUUAUUUACCAACAUUGUAUACCUUUGGAAAUAAAAUUAUUUUCAUUUCUCUUUUUAAUAUGGUUGACUUUGUACCGUGGUUGGAGUUAAUAAACUUAUUAUUAUUAAUAUAGAAUUAUUUUUUUACAUUAUUUUGUUUAAACCAACCUGGAAAUAAAAAUAUUUUUUGUCAAACUUCAUAAAUGUAUUUUAAAAUAAAUUUAAUUGGAUGAUUUUCCAUUUUUGCUAUAUAGAUGUAUGUACAAGACAUCAUUAUCAAAAAUGCGGCUGCUGUAUAUGAGAUAGUAAUGAAGAAAGGUGGCCACUUCUAUGUGUCAGGAGAUGUGUCCAUGGCACACGACGUGACCAGAGCACUGGAGCUUGUUCUGUGUCAACAAGGAGGAAGAGAAGCUUCCCAGCAAGUCAUGAGUUUGAGGGUAAAGGGACAUUAAUUUAUAAAACUUUAUCUUGCGCAGACUCUAUUCAAAGCUAGAAAAGGAAAGACAAUGGUCAAUUAAAUGCUAGUUAUGUGAUUUAUUUAGUUUCAGGAGUUAAUAUUUUUGUACCACUUAUUUAAAUGAACCUUUAAACAAAAUCUCCCAUUAAUUUUACAUUACAUUUCUCAUCUCAUCACAAAUAGGAUGAGAACCUAUUCCAUGAGGACAUAUUUGGCAGCUUUGUGAGAAAAGCUGGAGGACAAAGAUCUGAAGAUGAGUAAUUAUGGGCACUGGAGGAAUGCCUACAUGCAACUGCAAAGACUGCGAAACCAAAAUUAAUAAAUUGAAUGAACCGUCCUCAUUGCUACGCUUGUAUUAAAUUUAGAAUUUAUGAAAUUGAUGAAUACAAAAUUAAUUUGGGAAUAAAAUGAGUCUCUCAUAUUUAAAAAUGAUCCAUCAUGAUAAAUGAGUUGUAGGCUAUGUGGCAAUGGGAUUGAUUAUCAUUAUAAAUGAAUUGUAGGCUAUGUGACAAUGGGAUUAUCAUUAUAAAUGAAUUGUAAGCUAUGUGAUUAUCAUUAUAAAUGAGUUGUAGGCUAUGUGACA
Molecule: messenger RNA, 16014 nt
Organism: Lymnaea stagnalis (great pond snail)
Lineage: Eukaryota; Metazoa; Mollusca; Gastropoda; Lymnaeidae
Source: the annotation of a GenBank genome assembly